Molecule: messenger RNA, 955 nt
Organism: Mobula hypostoma (lesser devil ray)
Lineage: Eukaryota; Metazoa; Chordata; Chondrichthyes; Myliobatiformes; Myliobatidae
Product: anterior gradient protein 3-like
Exons: 8
Coding region: 149-685 (178 amino acids)
Cellular component (GO): endoplasmic reticulum
Source: RefSeq, a predicted model, not a curated record
UGAAAGGAUGGCGGCCAAUGGGAUGGCUAACUUCGAGUAUAUAUUUGGAAACGAUACACACCUGAAUUACCGUAAAGUCUAGACAGUCCUUAUUUCUGAUUCACUGAUAACCCACGGCGCAAUCUGCGUGAAUUUGAAUUCGUCCGCAAUGUCUGAAUUUUCUUUUUUCCUGCUGGUGCUGCUGGCUGCUGUCACGGGCUCUCUGGCGAGAGGCCCCGCUGGACAAGCGAGGAAGCCCGAGCCCGAGAAAGAACCUGCAAAGCAGAAGAAAUAUCCUAUCACUCUAUCUAGAGGAUGGGCCGAUGAGGUUAAUUGGGUUCAGACCUACAAAGAAGGGCUGUUCAAGGCGAGAAAAAGCAACCGACCUUUAAUGGUGAUCCAUCACUUGGAAGAAUGCCAGUACUCUCAGAAAUUGAAGAAGGCAUUUGCUGCGAGUAAAGAAAUUCAGAAAAUGGCAAAAGAGGACUUUGUUAUGCUUAACCUUGUGUUUGAGACAGAAGAUGAAAACCUGUGGCCUGAUGGUCAGUAUGUUCCCAGAAUCAUUUUUGUAGAUCCCUCUUUAACAGUGAGAGCAGAUAUCAGAGGAAGAUAUGAAAAUCGAAAAUACACCUAUGAGGAUGGUGACAUUGAUCUCUUGAUAGAAAACAUGAAAGCAGCCAAAAAUCUACUGAAGCAGGAAUUGUAAGGAAUUGAAGUUGUCUAACUACCAAUUAAGCUUUAACUCCAUUAUCUGCUCAUACAUUAAAACCACGAUGAGUUCAUUGUGCAGAGCUAAUGUGAUAUAAUGUAUUAAUGUGUGCAGAAAUGGUGUAAAUAUUGUUCUCUCAAUAUUAGGUAUUUCAAUGUAAGAGACUAAAUCUUUUGAUAUAUACUCUGUAUAUGUGAUCAGCUUCUGUAACGUUUUUAAAAAAAAAACAUGAACUCCCCUUGAGUUACAAUAAAACUUUGAACAGUA